GGCUUCGAGGAUUCGUUCGGGAAACCUUCGUGCGUUCGACUGUUUCCGGAGCGGAAGCCGCCGUUGCCCAGGCAACGCUAAGCUCCCGCGGGCGCCGAGGCCUUCGCUGCUGCUUCGUGAGGCGGAGCCAAUUUGCAACACUAGGAUGGGGAGGAAACAAUUUGGGGCCAUAGAGGGACGGAGGGUCAGUGUCUACAAUACACAAAACCUUGAUGUUAGUUUUCCCGACUGACUGGGAUUUUAGAGUCGAAGUUCUCCAGACUGAAUGGGAUUUUAGAGUGGAGUUUCUCAACCGAAAGGAGCUUACCGCCUUCUGAUAUUCAGCUUUCAACAUGGCUGUGUACAUUGAUAAUCGAAUAGAAGCUCUUGAAUCCCUUGGACCCCAUUCCCACAUUGCAUGGCACCAUGUUCAGCCAUUUUUGGCGGUUGCAUCCAUGAAUUCAAAUUCUGGAGGAAGUGUGGAUAUUUUUCUGGAACAGGGAGAGUGUGCCUGUGACGCCCACUUGGAAAGAAACUUUCGGGUCACGUGCCUCAACUGGCAUCCAUCCAAACUGAUCAUGGCAGUGGGAUGUGAGAUGGGAGAUGUGGUGGUGGUGAACAAACAAGAUAAGGAGCAUCAUGCUGUACCUUCCAACCACAAUGCUGAUAUUACAGUCCUAAACUGGAGCACUAAUGGCACCCGACUAGUUUCUGGUGAUAAACUUGGUGUCCUUGUGCUAUGGAGGAUGGACCAGCGGGGUAGAGUUCAAGGCCCCCCACUACUUAAGCAUGAAUAUGGAAAACAUCUCAAUUAUUGCAUUUUCCGACCACCGCCUCCUGGAGAGGACUUGGUCCAGUUAGCAAAAGCUGCAGUGAGUGGUGAUGAGAAGGCCUUGGACAUGUUUAACUGGAGAAAAGCUGGCAUGGGAAUGCCUCUGAAAAUGGGACCCCAAGAAGGGCUGUCCUUCUUUAUCAGUAUGAUUGAUGGAACUGUGCAUUAUGUGAAUGAAAGAGGAAAAACCACCCAGGCAUUGACCACAGAGAGUUCAGUUCAAAAGCUACUGUUCAUGGAAAAAGAUAUCUUGGUAGUAAUAACAGAAACACUCCUUCUAUCUCUUCAUAAAAUUUCUCUUGAAGGUGAAACAGAGGAAAUCUUGAAGGUAAAGCUGAGUGGGAAGAUUGGCCACCCUGCCGAUAUUAUUUUGAUUGACAAUAGCCUCCUUAUCACUGCAACAGGUGAACCAGUCAUUAGAUUCUGGGACUUGGAGCGAGGUGAGAACUAUGUGCUGUCUCUGGAUGAGCAGCUUGGAUUUGAAAUAGGAGAGUGUGUCAACUGUGUGUCUUAUUGCAGUGCUAAAGGUCUUCUAUCAGGUGGCACAGAUAAAGGGAGAAUAGCUAUGUGGCGGAAAGCAGCACUCUCCAACCAAAAUACGUGGUCACUGGAAGGAAAGGACAGAUGGAAGCUUCAGGCACCUACAGAGCUGGAAGGGAAUAUCAUUCAAAUACAGUGGGGGUCGAAGAAGAAUUUGCUGGCUGUAAAUACAACCAACUCUGUGUCAAUCCUUAGUGAACAGGCCAUGUGCUCACACUUCCAUCAGCAAGUGGCAGUGGUGCAGGUUUCUCCAAACUUGUUCAGCUUUACUUCCUUCAGCAACAAGAUGACUGACAACCUCCGUAUUGACAUGCAUGUGAAUGGAGUUUUUACCACUAAGGAUGCUGUCACGUUUUGGAAUGGAAAACAAGUUGCUGUCUUUGAAUUUUCGGGUACCGCUUUACGAAAUUUGGGUUCUUUCAGCUGUGAUUCCCCUGUGCUGGCUAUGCAUGAAGAAAACCUUUACACAGUUGAGCCAAAUCGGGUUCAAGUUCGCACCUGGCAAGGCACUGUUAAGCAGCUGCUACCGUUCUCUGAAUCUGAAGGGAAUCCAUGCCUUCUUGAUGUUUGUGGGAAUUUCUUGACGGUGGGAACAGACAUGGCUAACUUCAAAAUAUUUGAUCUUUCUCGCAGAGAAGCAAAAGUACACUGUGGUAGCAAGGCUCUUCCUGAACUGGUUCCUGGCACUAGUGGGAUUGCAUCUGUCAAGUGCAAUGCAAGUGGAAACAAAGUGAGCAUCCUCAUCAGCAAGGCUGAUGGGAGCAUUGAUUCCAAGAUCUGGUUCUAUGACAUUGAGAUGGAUACAGUUACCCUGUUUGAUUUCCAGUCUGGUCUACAGAAAGAUGCGAGGGAGACUAUGUCCUUUGGACAGGAAGCUGAAGGGACAAACACGUCUGAAUUUCCUGAACUGUGUCAUCGCAUCCCUGUUAGUCAGUUUUGGGAUCAAAAUGAGCCAAGGCUUUUCAUAUGCGAAACAGUCCUUGACCCAAGUCAGCAGUCGCUGGACAAGAAACAAGAAUCAUCAGAAAACAUGAUGGAUGUUUUGAUUAUAUGCUUCUUCACUACUGAGGAACAUGGCCUUUUGCUCCAGGAUAGUUUUCCAUUGCCGUCAUCCUACCAGUCUCUUUUAGGCAUGGAGGUGCCCCAUUAUUAUUUUUCUAGAAAGCCUGAAGCAGAGAGAAAAGAUGGGAAGGAACCUGGCGUAGUAUCACUCUACCAGAUGGUAGCCAGAAGACCGAUGCGUGAUUUCUUUGGUCUGGAAGAGUGUGACAAAACUACACGUGAUGCUAUGCUUAACUUCAGCUUGCAUCUUACAAUUGGGGAUAUGGACGAGGCUUUUAAAUCCAUCAAACUCAUAAAAAGCGAAGCAGUCUGGGAGAAUAUGGCCCGUAUGUGUGUAAAGACACGAAGGCUGGACGUUGCCAGAGUUUGUCUGGGGAACAUGAGCCAUGCCCGAGGAGCCAAAGCAUUGCGAGAGGCUGAGCAAGAACCAGAGGAAGAAGCCAGGGUUGCCAUGUUGGCAAUCCAGCUGGGCAUGCUGGAAGAUGCUGAGCAACUGUACAAGCAGUGCAAGCGCUAUGACCUCUUGAACAAGUUCUACCAGGCCUCAGACCAGUGGGAGAAAGCCAUAGAAGUAGCCGAGGCGCAUGACCGUGUCCACCUGCGCACCACCUAUUACAAUUAUGCCAAGCAUUUGGAAGCCACUGCUGAUCGAACUCUCGCACUCACCUACUAUGAAAAAUCCGACACACACAAAUUUGAGGUACCACGGAUGCUUUCUGAAGAUUUACAGGCUUUGGAAUCUUACGUCAACAAGAUGAAAGAUAAAGGCUUGUGGAAGUGGUGGGCGCAGUACCUGGAAGGUCAGGCAGACAUGGAAGCAGCUUUGAAAUACUAUGAACUGGCUCAGGAUUACUUUUCCAUGGUCCGUAUUCACUGUUUCUUGGGUAACAUCCAGAAGGCAGCUGAUAUUGCAAAUGCAACAGGUAACUGGGCAGCUUCGUAUCAUGUUGCCCGCCAGUAUGAGAGCCAUGAUGACAUCAAACAGGCUGUACACUUCUAUACCAGAGCCCAAGCUUUUAACAAUGCUAUUCGGCUGUGCAAGGAGAAUAAUCUGGAUGACCAACUGAUGAAUCUGGCUCUUCUCAGUUCUCCAGAAGAUAUGAUCGAAGCAGCACGCUAUUAUGAAGGAAGAGGGGAGCAAAUGGACAGAGCAGUAAUGCUUUACCACAAAGCGGGCCACUUGUCCAAGGCUCUGGAGCUGGCAUUUAUGACAGAGCAGUUUGGAGCCCUGCAGCUCAUUGCAGAGGAUUUAGAUGAGAAGUCUGACCCCGCUCUUCUGGCUCGUUGUUCUGAUUUCUUCACUGAGCAUGGCCAGUAUGAGAAGGCUGUUGAACUCUUGCUGGCUGCCAAAAAGUACCAGGAUGCCCUGCAACUUUGCCUGGAACAGAACCUGACUAUCACUGAGGAUGUGGCUGAAAAAAUGACCAUUUCAAAGGAUUCCAAGGAGCUUUCAGAGGAUUCCCGGCGGCAGCUCUUGGAGCAGAUAGCUGACUGCUGUAUGCGGCAGGGCAAUUACCACAUGGCCACCAAAAAAUACACUCAAGCGGGAAACAAGGUGAAAGCAAUGAGAGCACUGCUGAAAUCUGGAGACACAGAAAAGAUUGUGUUUUUUGCUGGCGUCUCGAAGCAGAGGGAGAUUUACAUCAUGGCUGCCAACUAUCUCCAGUCCCUGGACUGGCGUAAAGACCCAGAGAUUAUGAAGAACAUCAUCAGUUUUUAUACCAAAGGAAGGGCUCUGGACCUCCUAGCUGCUUUUUACGAUGCUUGUGCUCAGGUGGAGGUGGAUGAGUAUCAAAACUAUGAGAAGGCUCUGGGAGCUCUGACAGAGGCUUACAAAUGCAUGUCAAAGGCAAAGACAAGAAGUGCUGUUGAGCAAGAGAGCAAGCUUGUGCUCUUACACAGCAAGAUGGCACUGGUGAAAAGGUUCAUUCAGGCGCAGAGACUUUACUCAGAAGACCCCAAAGAGGCAGCCAAGCAGUGUGAGCUACUCCUAGCUGAGCCAGAGCUUGAAAUCGCCAUCCGCCAGGGGGAUAUCUUAGGCUUUCUAGUGAAGCAUUACCUGCAAGUACAAGAAUUCCAGAUGGCAUAUCAGUACCUGGAAGAGAUGCGGAAAAAGAUUCCCUGCGUGAACCUCAGUUAUUAUGUAAACCAACAAAUUGUGGAAGCAGUUCACAGAGGAAUGGGCAUCCCACUAAGCCGAAACCCUGCCCCAGAGAGAGUUCGCCACAACAGCAUGGAGGAGAAAGAGGUGGAAGAGGAUGUGGCCGAUGAAGUCGAGGCUUUCUAAGGAGUUCCACCUGGGACCCUGGGAAGUGGGACCACCUUUCUUGCAUUGCUGGAAAAAAGCUGGGAGAUGGGCGAACCUCAUUUUGCUAGGACCAAGUAAACCAAUGCAAAGCCAUCUUUUAAUCUCUAUCAUUUAUUUGGUUUAUUUUUAAUUUUAAUUUUUCACUGUGCUUGAAAUGUACAGCUCUAAACUGUAGGUUUAUACAUUUUAUAGCCAGUUACAAGAUGGAUAAUGUAUUUCAGGAAUUGUUCAGAAAAAGCAUUGCACUCAUAAGCCUUGAAUCCUCGGGUGUAAAUAAAGUUAACAAUAUUCAUAUAUCUUAAUAUUUUAUUAUUUAUUUAUUUAUUUACAAAUGUCUUGAGUUAAUCUUAUCACAAAAGAUGAGGCACUGGAUUACAGUGGUUUCAGAGGUCCAGAAAUUAUUAACUGAGAGAAAUAUAAACGUAGGCUUCCAUGUGUACCAUCUGAAAAGCUGCUGUGAUGAAAGUUACAACGAAGUGUCAGUGUUCUUAUC
Molecule: messenger RNA, 5214 nt
Organism: Sceloporus undulatus (fence lizard)
Lineage: Eukaryota; Metazoa; Chordata; Lepidosauria; Squamata; Phrynosomatidae
Gene: IFT140
Product: intraflagellar transport 140
Exons: 32
Coding region: 333-4700 (1455 amino acids)
Biological process (GO): intraciliary retrograde transport
Cellular component (GO): intraciliary transport particle A; ciliary basal body; axoneme
Molecular function (GO): protein binding
Source: RefSeq, a predicted model, not a curated record